CGCGCCCGCUCUCUCUCCACUCGUUUCCCUCGCUCCCCUUUUCUUUCUUUCUUUUUUUCCCACGUUGCGGCGCCACCUCCCCCUCCCUCUCACACUUACCACCUGCCCCGCCUCUCUAGGGUUUCUCUGGGUUUUUGGACCGCGCCGCCACGCACCCCGCGGCCGCCGGAUCGCCACCAUGGCCGCCGUCGCCCCCGCCGCCGGACAUGCUGCGGAUUUGCUGCAGAAGCUGUCCCUGGAUCCCAAGAGCGAAGGCGGCAAGGGCUCAGAGACGAAUGAGAAGGCAUCGGGAGGGCUGAAUGGUGUGUCAAAGGGUGCGGUGGUGUCUCCGAACCCUCCAGUGCUGUCAGCGGAGCCAUGGGCGCAGCAGGAUUACAUGGAUGCUGCUAUGUACUACGGUGGCUACCCUGGAGCUUACUACUGUGGAGGUUGGGGUGAUUAUUCCGUCUACGUGAGCCAGGAUGGAGCGGAUGCACUGUCCUCUGGUGUUUAUGGGGACAUGUACUGCUAUCCUCAAUAUGGUAUUGCUGAUGGUCAGAUUUAUGGAUCUCAGCAUUACCAGUACCCAUCCACAUACCACCAGCCAAAGACUACUGCCAGCAAGCCAGCAUACAAGGCUAAAACUGGCAAGUCAACUCCUUCAUCACAAGAAGAUGUUUCUACGGCAACUGCUGCUGAUCAGCAGCCUGUCUUGUUGGAUUCCUCCAAAAUCACUCCGAAGAGCAUUGAUGGUGUAAAAGGUCCUAAGAAGGAGACUUUGCCUCUGAAACCAAAUGAGCGUUUGGGUAAUUACCAGAAUCAAGGUAGCAAAACAGCUUAUUCAUGGUCUGGUAGCAGUACCUCUUCAGAAAAACAUCCAAAACUCUCUGGUGGUAGUCCUACCUCAACAGCCUCUAACCGUAACAACAAGGGGCAGAACUCUCCGAUGGGGCCACCAUCUUCUGGAUUCAUGAGCUCCAUUUACUCUGGUAGCGGAAUGUACAACACGAACGCUUACACACCUAGCUUUUGGUAUGGAUCUCACGUCUAUGGUCCUGGGCUAUAUGGUGGGUGGAAUGCAUUGUCGAAUGGAAAGUACAGGCCCAGAGGAAAAACUUAUGGAUCUUAUGGUUUUGGCAAUGAAAACUUGGAUGGCUUGAAUGAGUUGAAGCGCGGACCAAGAGGUGGUCCCUUUAAAACCCAACAGGGGCCUGGGGCAGCUGCUGAUGCAAAAGGACAGGAGCUUCCCACCAGUGAUGGCUCUAAUGCUGUUAAGCAGGAUCAGUACAAUCGUGCUGAUUUUGUUGAGACCUACUCAGAUGCCAAAUUCUUUAUUAUUAAAUCGUACAGUGAGGAUGAUGUUCACAAGAGCAUCAAGUACAAUGUUUGGGCAAGCACCCCUAGUGGAAAUAAGAAGCUGGAUGCCGCUUAUGUAGAGGCUAAGGAAAAAUCGAGCAGCUCUCCUGUGUUCCUGUUAUUCUCUGUUAACACCAGUGGACAGUUUGUUGGACUGGCUGAGAUGGUGGGUCGGGUUGACUUUAACAAGACAGUGGAAUACUGGCAGCAAGACAAGUGGACUGGUUGUUUCCCUGUCAAGUGGCACAUUGUGAAGGACAUCCCUAACGGCUUGUUGAAGCACAUCAUUCUUGAAUAUAAUGAAAACAAACCAGUGACAAACAGCAGAGAUACGCAGGAGGUUAAGCUUGACCAAGGCCUUCAGGUGUUAAAGAUUUUCAAGGAUCAUGUCUGCAAGACAUCCAUCUUGGAUGACUUUGGAUUUUAUGAUAACCGUGAAAAGAUAAUGCAAGAGAAGAAAUCAAGGCGGCAGUAUCCAGUGGAAAAGGUCGUGAACCGAAAGUUGCUUGCCACCAAUAAUACUGAAAAUGAAGCUACUGAUGGGAAGCAGAGUCUGCAGAAAUCUGAGGCUGUUGGGGAACAGAAUGUUGUGAAGAAUGGUGCAGUGGCAGUAGCUGCUAAUGGUGUCCCUCCGAGGGACGAAACUCCUGUGGUGGAAAAUGGUGCGAUGGCAGUAGCUGCUAAUGGUGUCGCCCCGAAAGAUGCUAACCCAACAACCGAAGUGGUAGCGGUUGCAAAUGGCUGUUAAUUUUCGCUGCAGGCAACCAGCUACCUGAGCUCAGUGCAAGGAGACAGCUCAUGUGCUGCUGCUGAAACCAUCUGAGAUGCUUCUAAGUUUUUCUCUCUCUCUUUGUUUUCCUUUGCAAUGCUUCUAGGUUGCAGAAAGGUGCAGUCUAUGGCGAUUCUGUAUCUGGCAGAAAGGUUCCUCUUGUUCGUUGCUUCUUCUGUACCAUUUAUCCUCCUAUUGGUUGUGUCCUCUGGGAGUUGAGAGUUUGGUUAGGAUGAGAUAGAGAUCGGCUGUUCCUGUUCCGUCGUGGUGCGUUGUCUUUUUGUCUUGUCAUUUGGAGUUGUACCUAGGUGUGAUGACUGGUGAGUGAGAUCUGUAAGGGUUUCGAAGUGAAUGACGAUAGCAGUUUUUGUGGUGGAUCAUUUCUUUCACCUUGUU
Molecule: messenger RNA, 2500 nt
Organism: Setaria italica (foxtail millet)
Lineage: Eukaryota; Viridiplantae; Streptophyta; Magnoliopsida; Poales; Poaceae
Product: YTH domain-containing family protein 2
Exons: 9
Coding region: 179-2083 (634 amino acids)
Biological process (GO): mRNA destabilization
Cellular component (GO): cytoplasm
Molecular function (GO): mRNA binding
Source: RefSeq, a predicted model, not a curated record